Tupaia belangeri chinensis (Chinese tree shrew) is the source of this 3049-nucleotide messenger RNA. It is a transcript of the gene GPR17, whose product is annotated as G protein-coupled receptor 17. NCBI's taxonomy places the organism in Eukaryota, Metazoa, Chordata, Mammalia, Scandentia, Tupaiidae. Bases 314 to 1333 code for a protein of 339 amino acids. The transcript has a single exon. Gene Ontology annotation, cellular component: plasma membrane. The record is from RefSeq and is a predicted model, not a curated record. Gene Ontology annotation, molecular function: G protein-coupled receptor activity. Gene Ontology annotation, biological process: positive regulation of Rho protein signal transduction; phospholipase C-activating G protein-coupled receptor signaling pathway.
GAUCUGUCUAGUUGGAUAAAAUCAAAUCAGGAGUCUGUUGGGCGGGGCGGGGAGCACUGUGCCCACACCUGGGCCUCUCCAGACGUCCUGGUGUGCUACCAUGGCCAGCAGGGCUCUGAGCCCGGGCCUUAGGGUGGGCAAACCAUGCAGCCUCCAGGCCUCUGUCAGCACGACUCCAUUCCUCUCUAGCUAGGGCGGAGGUUUCCAAGGCAUCACAGAUCUUGUCUUCUGGAGAGCGGGAAGCAUCACAGUCCCAGGCUCUGUCACGUGUUGUUUGUUCCCUCCAGGCUCGUCCCUGGGCUCCGGCCAAAGCAUGAAUGGCCUGGAGGUGGCCUCCCCAAGCCUGACUACCAACUCCUCACAGGCCACCGUGGAGCAAUGUGGCCAGGAGACACCCCUGGAGAACCUGCUGUUUGCCUCCUUCUACCUCCUGGAUUUCAUCCUGGCUUUUGCGGGCAAUGCCCUGGCUUUGUGGCUCUUCAUCCGGGAUCACAAGUCGGGCACACCGGCCAAUGUGUUCCUGAUGCACCUGGCCGUGGCCGACCUGUGCUGCGUGCUGGUCCUGCCCACCCGUCUCGUCUACCACUUCUCUGGGAACCACUGGCCGUUUGGGGAGAUCCCCUGCCGCCUCACGGGCUUCCUCUUCUACCUCAACAUGUACGCCAGCAUCUACUUCCUCACCUGCAUCAGCGCUGACCGCUUCUUGGCCAUUGUGCACCCAGUCAAGUCCCUCAAGCUCCGCAGGCCCCUCUAUGCCCACCUGGCCUGUGCCUUCCUGUGGGUGGUGGUGGCCGUGGCCAUGGCCCCACUGCUGGUCAGCCCGCAGACAGUGCAGACCAAUCACUCUGUGGUCUGCCUGCAGCUGUACCGGGAGAAGGCCUCCCACCAUGCCCUAGUGUCCCUGGCUGUGGCCUUCACCUUCCCGUUUGUCACCACAGUCACCUGCUACCUGUUGAUCAUCCGCAGCCUGCGGCAGGGCCCCCGGGUGGAGAAGCGCCUCAAGAACAAGGCAGUGCGCAUGAUCGCCAUGGUGCUUGCCAUCUUCCUGGUCUGCUUCGUGCCCUACCACGUCCACCGCUCAGUCUACGUGCUGCGCUACCAUGGCAGCCGCACCUCCUGCACCACUCAGCGCAUCCUGGCCCUGGGAAACCGCAUCACCUCCUGCCUCACAAGUCUCAACGGAGCCCUCGACCCCAUCAUGUACUUCUUCGUGGCUGAGAAGUUCCGCCACGCCCUGUGCAACUUGCUCUGUGGCAAAAGGCUCACGGGCCCACCCCCCAGCUUUGAAGGGAAAACCAACGAGAGCUCACUGAGUGCCAGGUCUGAGCUGUGAGCUGGCUAUCGACAGUCUCAGGACGACUCUCUCGGUGCACGUGCCAUCCAGACUCAACCAGAGAAGUCCAAACGUCCAUCUUCUCCCCAGCACCUCCUGAGCAAAUGGCCUAGCAUCUCGGCAGGUCUCUCCCCUCCCUCCAGUGUCUCAACUCCAAGGAUGUCUGGUGCCAAACUCAGCCUUAGCCAAUGUGCAAACCCCUACCAGGGGAGAACGGACAGCGGAUCCACUGACCGCCUCUCUAUGAGGGGCCAGGCCCACCCUGCCUCCUUGGGGCUCCUGGUCAGUCAGUGACUUCACCCAUGUAAGGAGGGCAAAGCGGCUGGAGACAUAAUUCCUGAACAAUGAGGGUCUUUCUUUCCCUGAGAGGCUCCCAGCAUCCUUCCUGCUGCAGAAACUCACGGCCACAGAAAGACCCUGGAAGGCAGGCAGCAAAUGACUCCGGAGGGACGGACGGAUGUGUGAAUCUUGGUGGAAGGACGGGGAGAGGGGUCUAAAUAUCUCCUUUGAAGUGCAAGGUGCACCUUUGCCAGAUGACCCCAGACAAUUCAAGGAACACAGGCUGUGAGUUACAGCUGACUGUCCUAAGUACAUCCCGGGCUGGUGGUGGGGUGACGUGCAGCAGGCCUGUCCUGCGGAGCACAUCAGCUCAGCUCUGGACUCCUGACGCUCCAGCCAGACGCCCACACACAGACCUCUGUGGCCUGACAACCCCUAGAGCUUCUCAGCAUGGGCGGAUAGUCGUGGGGCUUUGACCUCAGGCAGGGAGCGGGCAUGUGAAUCUGUCCCCCUCUAACCCAGAGCCAGCAAAGGCGUCCUGAGCCCCACCCCCUCCCGAGAGGCCAGGCUUUGAGUCAUCUCACUUGAUAAUGUAUCACCCUAAUACGUUCUUUUUUGUACUUGUUUGUAUUGACCAUCAACGCAACUGUAGCUUUAAGAGUACAAAGGUCAUUGUGUUUGGUCAAUAGAACUCUUCCCAGAGCUUCUCCUCGCCUCACCCAGGAAUGACAGAGGUGGGUGUGUGUGGGGAGGGUGGCUCUCUUGCCAGGGCUCUGGUAGCUUCACAUAGACUCUGAGGCUCUGUGUCAUUGGGUCCCAAGUGCCAGCCUGGACUCUGAGGGCCCGGUGAGGGCUGCUGCCCUGCAUGUUAUUACAGUGGGAUUUCACUUCGGUAUCACAUUUUACUUUCAAAAGUAUUUCUGACCUUUUAAUUUCUCUAACAGCCCAGUGGGACAGGGGCCCUGUGGAAACCUUGGCUAGGGAAGGGUUUCCAGGCAUACCCCUGACUGGGGCAGGUACACCCCACUGGGCACAGUCCCUUGGCCCCUCCCCUGCUCCUUUGCCCUGACACCUCCUCAUUCAGACAAUGUGCUAGGGCCAGGCACUGUGCCGGCCCUGCAGACACCACACAGACAUGAGGUCACACGCCCCCCUGGUGUGGCAGCAAAGGGACAUGAUUACUGCAGGUCACAUCAGGAACAAUGGAAGUGCUGCAGUGCAGAACGGAGUGCCCAGACAGGGCAGGCAUGGCAGCCAGACAGCUGGAGACCCUGGGGGGCAGAGGGCAGGCCUGGUGGUCAGUGAUGGAAACAGCCAUUUGGGACCAGCUGUGUUUGGGAUGCCGGGUGGACUCCUAGUGGAGGCAGCACACGGGCAGUAGAGCACGGCGAGGGAGAGGUCGGGGUGGACUCCUGCUAUCCAGACAUCUGUGCCACU